AUCAUAUCAAUAUCUUCCUAUUAGCUCUAUCCUACCAUUCUAUUACCUACAAGUUAUCUAAUAAAAAUUUGUCUUUGUUUAUAUUGGCUCAAAUGCAAAUGUAAAAUCUUUCGACAGGGCAGAAAUGGUUGUGGCAAUCAAUAACGUCAUUCAUGAUCGAGAUCCUGAAUUGGACAGUCGCAGCUGCAGUGAAUCGCGUCUGACGCGUUUGGGAAAGAACGAAAAAGAGGAAGAUGAACACAAAGAAAGAAUCUUUUUCUCUAGAUUCAGGUAAACAAAAACAACAUCAUCAAAAUAAGAAUAAGGACAACAACAACAUUUUCGCAAAAUCCAACAAUCCUGAUAUUGUAAGAGCAAAGAAUAACAUUAGUGUUACUAUCAAAGCAUCUCAUAUACCAAAACUAAGAAGAACAAAAACAACGAGAGUUACAAGAAAUUCGAGAAGGAAUACCGGUCUUUGAGAAGGGAAGAAAGAAAGAAAGAAAGAAAGAAAGAUGGCUAAAAUUACUGAAGGUGCACCAAACUCGCCUGGUGCAGGAAGAGGUGACUUAUCAAAGACAGAUGUAAUCGAUUACGCGGCCAAGAAAAGAGAAUCCUCAACACAGCCAACCGAGACUCGAAAGAAGAGAAGGGUCCAAGAUGAAGAAAAAGACGAAAACGAUUCACCACAGAAGAUAGAUCCGACUGGUGAGUACGAGGCCAUGGUUGAGCAUGCAAAGGCCCAAAAUGAAAAGAAUUCGAUUGAUCUGAAGCAUGUUAACACUCUCUUGAACGAAGCACCAGAUGCAUCGGAAACUUCAGAUGAUAAGUUAGAUGACAAGUCGGAGGAGAGGUCAAAUGGAAUGGCAGAGGGAAGGUCUAAUCAGAUACAGCCUCAGUUAGUGCCCUCUGGUCCUGCCGUCGGCGUGAUUCCCCCAGGACAAAAUUUCGGUUCAAGUCUGAGCCAAAAAAGAGGAGGAAUAACACCAAGGCUUUCUCCUACCCUAGUCAACGAUGCAUCUGUUUUCUAUCGUCUAAGCAACAGGGAGAAUGAAAAUCACCAUAAAGGCGACAUAACAGAAGAUGCCAAUAGCAGGGAAAGGGCAGAAGAAGAUAUUGAAGGUUCAACCAAAGGAGACAACCCAUCUGUCUCUAACGACCGGGUUCAUGUUCCUGAUGCCAGCACGACCAACGAAUUUAGUGUUACUGGCGAUAUCAAGCCAUCACAUGUCCCUGGAGAAUCUAUACAACCAACUAUUACCAAUGACUCAUCGGAGCGAUUAAUCCCUGCAUCCAUUCUUGAGAAAGGAAUAAUCAGCUUUUUUUAUCGUCCCAGAGUGGGUCUUAAAGGAGACUCUCAGAGUGUUGAAGAUAUUGCACAGACAUAUUUCAUGUUGCGCCCAAUUCUUAGCAUUAAAGAAACAAUUCCCGAAAUUCCGGUGAGGGAAGAUAGUAAUACUGCAUGUUUAUUGUCAUUACCGAAAAAGAUUUGGCCAAAAAGUGGACAAGACAAGUCCUUGUGCUUUGUGGAUGGAGCGAAUAUGACUGUCAAAGAGUUGCAGAACCGGUUCAAUGGGUAUGUUUUCAUGUUUCUCUUCUCCCUUCUUUACUAUUGACUUCUCUCGGUCGUUUGCCAGAGGUAACUUGUAAAAGUCCAGAUCUAAUUGUACUUUCUAAUCCUUGCUCUCAUAACUUACAAAAAAAUGAUACAUUGAGCUUUGAGAUAAAAAAAACAUAGAUGACUAAUCUACUGAGCAGAUCACCUCAAAUACUACGUGCAAACUUUAUCACGGAUGGAGUAUAUGCCAUUCUUUCAACCGGUCGUGAAAAUCAUCUCGCAUAUCACCUCACUCACCCUCAAACCUCCGAACUUCAACUUCAGAAAAACCUAGGUAUUAAGGCAAAAGGAUCAUUUGUGUGCUUGGUCAAAAACCCAAGCUUCUCAAGUCGGACAUAUUUAAAUACUGAUCAUGUAGUAUUGUACUCAAAUGAGUUACAGAAGAAUUUCGGGGAUUCACGAUGGACGCCUUUGGUACCGAAGCACUUGAUAUAUGAAGGCACUCAAAUGUUGUUGAUUGGGCAGGGAGAAUCAAAAGUAAAGAAUGAUGAAAAUAAUAACCCGGAGGAAAUGAACGAAUUGGAACAAGAGGUAAGAGUUCUCUACUAUUACUUAUGUUGCAGAAUGCUUCUCGAUAUCCACCUUCUCAAGGACAACUUAGACGCUUUGAGUCUUUGAACUCCAGGGCUUUUGGUGUCUGCUACAUGACUAUCAUGACCGUAGUAGCUUUCACUGGUAACAUGAACGCUGACUUUAACCUAUUAGGAUUAUGGCCAUGUUGAAGCUUUGAAGGAAGAUGAUUAUAUCUUUGCAGAUCUCGAAAUUGACGCAAAGGUGUUGUCUGAAAAACAGGCCAGUUGGAAUCAAGAGUCUAAAGUCUAGAAUGUCUAUUUGGGAAAUGGAAUUCGGGAUUAACGUUAUGUUCGAUGUGGUAUUGAUAGAGUAUUUCUGCCGCUCUUUGUAAAUUGGAGGAUGAGAAUGGAAAUUAUGGAUUUGGGAGUGGUGAAGAUGAAGGUGAAGGUGCUGGGCUUUUUAUGGGUGCAUAUCUGGGUAUCCAGCAUCCAUAAUUAUGGCUGGAGUGAUAUGAUGCGGAAUAGGGUGGGAAUGGGAACGGAAACGGAAACGGAAACAGAAAUUGGUGU
This is a messenger RNA of Sclerotinia trifoliorum, 2679 nucleotides long. The record is from the annotation of a GenBank genome assembly. Lineage: Eukaryota; Fungi; Ascomycota; Leotiomycetes; Helotiales; Sclerotiniaceae.